AGUAGUCCAUAGAAUUUCCAUCGCGCGAUACACUCAUAUCACUCAGGAUGAAGCAUCUUGCGUUACUCUGCAUUUUCAUGCUAUUCGUGCAUUACUCAGUGCAGGUUCCUAAAUACGAAAACUGCCUCAGUGAGGUGCUUCCCGCAGGAGAUCGGGAAAGAUGCAUAAAAGUGACAUGCACGGGCAAUAAGUAUAACAUAGAGGAAUGCAGCUGCAAUGUAAGAACGAAGAGCUUACAUCUUGGAGAACGUCAUUCUGAAUAUCCCACUUGCUGUCCGCGAUGUAGAAACUGAUUUGAUGUAAACGCUCAGCGAAAGUCUAACCAGGUUCUGAUGCGACCAAUACAUAGAUAUAUUAAAUAAUAUAUUAAAUAAUAUAAUAUAUAUAAUAUAUAUAAUAUAUUUAAUAUAUCUAUGGACCAAUACCAAAACAAUACAAGAUUAUCUUUGGUUUUUAUUUUUUUUAUUCAAAAUACGCUUUUUCUGAGUCAGUACAACGCUGGAAGCAAUUGAAAAACUUUUCGAGACAAUCACUGCACUUCGUUUUCGGAACUUCCAAAAAUCGCAGUCGAAGACCUUGAGAUGUUUUGAAUUUUGUCGCAACGUUUUCCUGUCAUCGCCAACUUGAGUUUUGGGAGUAGCCAGAAAUCACAUAGAACCAAAUCAGACAGAGAAGUCAAAAUAAACUCCGAAUACGGGGAAUGUUUAAGUACUUUGAUGUCUUUUCUGGAAAUCACGUACUUGGAUUGUGCAUUUGCAUUAUCGUGCAGAAGCCAAGAUUCUUGCUCUUGUUAUUCAGAAGUCGAAGAAUCCUGUUCCACCAAGGAUUCAAAACGUCCAAAUAAUACUUACCGUUCACCAUUUAACUUUCCGGUAUGAAUUCCUUAUGAACUAUUCCUUUCGAAUUGAAGAAAACGAUGAACAAUGUCUUGAUUCAGCUCUUUUGCAUGUGCACUUUCCUCUGCCGUUUUGUGAAUGGUUCAUAUUGAAAAUAUCAUAUUUUGUUACCAGUUACGACAUUUUUCAUGCAAUCCAGAUCAAUCUUUGUCGCUGCUAGCGUGUCUUUGCAGUGUGAGUCAAAAAGAUUCUGACGUCUUUUUGAUCCUCCAGCGUGUACGAAGCAUGUUUUUCGACGAGCAUCAAUAAGAUACUGUUAUAUUUAAAGUCAGAACUAAUGACACAGCAUGUCAGCGCCUUGAAAUUUUGAAUGGCCGUAGCUAAAAUGUCAAGCUUCCUAACGCAACUCAUUAAGAGAUAGUGCUGGAGAAAAAAAGAUUCAAAAAAUUAGUCGCACUAGGGCCUGGACAAACCGUGUAUAACGUAAAUUCUUCCAAACGUAACUUUAUAAAUAUUAUGUAUAUGUAUAUGUUAUGUUAUUAAUUACUUUGUGAAUAAUACUUUGUAAAUAUACUUUGUGAAUAAUUAUGUAUAAAUUAUAAAUAAAUGCACACUGGUUCAAU
Molecule: messenger RNA, 1459 nt
Organism: Ooceraea biroi (clonal raider ant)
Lineage: Eukaryota; Metazoa; Arthropoda; Insecta; Hymenoptera; Formicidae
Source: RefSeq, a predicted model, not a curated record